AUGGGCGACAAUGCCUGUGUCAUUAGCUCCCCAUCACCCCCGCCCUCCCGGAUUGGUGUUCCCCAGGAAGCUGACGCCACCUGGUCGCCUAUCCGCGAUGCGGCAGGCAGCCUAAUAGAGGAGCAUGAGUUAGAUUAUAUCAUGGACCAGCGCGGCUUGGGAGCCGACGCCCAGUGCCUCGUCAAGUGGCGCGGAACCCCUGAAGAUCAAGCCACAUGGGAGCCCGCUCACCACCUCACAGGAUGCCCGGCUUUGCUUCAUGCUUGGCACCGCCGCCAGCUAAGACAUCUCCAGGAUCGACACCAUGCUGCUCCUCCCGAGACGUAG
Messenger RNA from Eimeria necatrix, 327 nucleotides. RefSeq lists its product as hypothetical. The transcript is spliced from 2 exons. The coding region runs from base 1 to 327 and encodes 108 amino acids. NCBI's taxonomy places the organism in Eukaryota, Apicomplexa, Conoidasida, Eucoccidiorida, Eimeriidae. The record is from RefSeq and is a predicted model, not a curated record.